AUGGCCGUGGGUGAGAUUCGGCGCCUAGAGCCACCAGGAGCCUUAGCUCACCGCUCACUCUCGGUGUGGGGAGGUUUUGGGGGGCUGGAUCCUGGUUCCAGCCAGGCCCUAACACUGGCCUGGUCUUUGCAGAGUGGCGGGUAUGAUCUCAACCUCUUCGCCAGCCCUCCUGACUGCAACUUCCUGUGCUCUGUCUGCCAUGGGGUUCUCAAGAAGCCAGUGAGGUUGCCUUGCAGCCACAUCUUCUGCAAGAAGUGCAUCCUCCAUUGGCUAGCCAGACAAAAGACCUGUCCAUGCUGCAGGAAAGAGGUGAAACGGAAAAAGAUGGUCCAUGUAAACAAACUCCGGAAGACCAUUGGCCGCCUGGAAGUCAAGUGCAAGAACGCUGAAGUGGGCUGCCUGGUGACAUGCCCCUUGGCCCAUCGGAAGGGGCACCAGGACUCAUGCCCUUUCGAGCUGACGGCCUGCCCCAACGAGGGCUGCAUGUCGAGGGUGCCUCGUGGGGCCCUGGCCGAGCACCGGCAGCACUGCCAACACGGUGCCCAUCAGCGCUGCCCUCUGGGAUGUGGGGCCAGCCUGGGCCCAGCCGAGCGUGCAAACCACAACUGCUACCGUGAACUGCGCGAGGCCUGGUGCCAGCGCCAGGAUCGCAGCCGGACCCUGGUGCUAUGCCUGCUGCGGCGCAUGCGCAAGGUGCACCGGGCCACCAACCUCAUCCGCCGGCAGCUGGCGCAGCUCGAGGACUUCCUGGAGGAAGACGAUGCCCUGCUCCUGGGCGCCCCCCAAGAGGAGGCUGAGGCCAGCCCAGAAAGCAGCACUGGGGCUGAGGUUGGGGGGCCCAAGGCCAAAGUACCUUGUAAAUAG
Sus scrofa (pig) is the source of this 864-nucleotide messenger RNA. The record is from RefSeq and is a predicted model, not a curated record. Lineage: Eukaryota; Metazoa; Chordata; Mammalia; Artiodactyla; Suidae.